AUGAAGAAGCUUUUUGGCUUCGGCAGUAAGACGACUGUGCUGUCCGCCGGCUCCUCUGGGGAGGGCGGUAGUGGAGUCAACCGGCUGCCCGGGUACCAUGUCCGAGACAAGGAUCUCGGGAAGAUACACAGAGCAGCCUGUGAGGGCGAUGUGGCCAGAGUGCAGCAGAUCCUGCUGCUCAGGAAAAAUGGCCCCAGCGAUAAAGACAAGAAGAACAGGACUGCUCUGCAUCUGGCCUGUGCCGGUGGCCAUCCAGCAGUGGUGACUCUACUAGUAAAGUGGAAAUGCCAGCUUAACGUAUGUGACAGUGAGAACAGGACAGCGCUGAUAAAGGCUGUCCAAUGCCAGCAAGAAGAAUGUACCAGUAUUCUGCUGGAACAUGGUGCCGACCCAAAUCUUGUGGAUGUCAGGGGCCGCACAGCCCUCCACUAUGCUGCCUUUGGUCCGAAUAUCUCCAUCGCAGCAAAGCUGCUUUCAUACAAUGCUAACAUAGAAGCAAGAGACAAGUAUCACCUGACACCGCUUUUACUUGCUGUCAGUGAAAACCAACAGCAAAUGGUGGAAUUUUUGUUACAGAAAGAAGCCAACAUACAUGCAGUUGACAAGAUGAAAAGGACGCACAACUUGAUUUUGGAAUAUAAAGGAAAAAAGGGACCUAAAACUCCUUCUCGAGAUAGUAAACAAGCUUCUCCAGAAAAACAUCCUCACUCGAAGCCUCCAGUUGGAGUGAAAAAUGUUGUUCGUAAAAAAACAGUUGGAACAAAGGAUUUGCAAACGUCCAGAUCAGACUCUCAGUGUCAUCACGUCAACUCAGGGAGCCUGGUGGCCUCCAGGUCAGCUCCUUCUGCCUGUGUUGGGGCCUGGACAGUCUCUCAAGGCAGUAGGAAGGGAAUCUUGCACAUGUUCCUCUGUCUUGGCGAGAAGCAGAUGGCAGGAGGACGUUCUGUUAGCUUAGGUGCAGUUCUUACACACAAACGACCACUAGAACUUGAAAACAACCGAGGUGAACUCCUUAAAGCAAAAGUUAAAAACAUGGAAAGUAUGAUCAGUGGCCUACGAAAGGAGCUAUCAGAAACAAAAGAAGUGAAGUCCCAGUUAGAGCAUCAAAUGGCAGAGUGGCAAGGAGAGCUCUGCAGCUUGAGAUUAUCCUUAAAACAAGAAGAAGAGCAAAGAAAAAAGGCAGAUAUGUUAUCUGAAGAAAUUAGAGAGCAGUUAAGAAGAGAAGAAGAGCAAUGUAGUAAAGAAACUGAGUUGAAACAGCAACUUGAACUCACUGUCGAAGGACUGCAAGGGGAAUUGAAAGCUGUGAGAGAUAGGUUGAACCAGAUUAACCGGGACAUCAUCACUUCCACUGAUGACAGGGAGGAAGCAGAGGGCCAGUUCAGAGACCCUAUGUUGGAUGUCAUCCUUCUCCUUGUUUCUGAUGGUCACGAAAAAGCAAUGAAUCUGUCGCAUGAAAAUCUCAUGAUGCAGGAUGAAAUUGCCACAUUAAAACGAGAAAUAGACACAAUAAAAAAUGAGAACCAGGAAAAGGAAAAGAAAUAUUUAGAGGACAUUGACAUUGUAAAACAAAAGAAUGAUGAACUUCAAAAGACAAUAAAACUUAAUGAGGAAAAAUUGACACAGACAUACAGUGGACAGCUUCAUGAUCUGACAGCUGAGAAUACAAGGCUGAAGUCUAAACUGAAGAAGGAAAAACAAAAGACAGAAAGCCUGGAAACAGAUGUUGCGUUAUAUUGUUCCAAGCUGACUACUGCCAUGAAUGACCAUCAGCAAAGUCAGACAUCAAAAAGAGACCUGGAACUCACCUUUCAGAGAGCAAGAGGUGAGUGGCUAUGCUUCCAGGACAAAAUGAAUUUGGAGAUGUCUAACCUGAAAGAUUACAACAAGCUACUUUGGCAGCAAUUGUCUGAAACCAAAAGUAAAUUCAGUAGCCUAGACAUUGAGAUGUAUCACACGAGAGAUGCUCUCAGAGAAAAGUCUUUGCUGUUAGAACAGGUACAGAGACAACUGAGCCAAGCACAGUGUCAGAAGAAGGAAAGUGAAGACCUGUGUCGACAUGAACAAGGCAAAGUGAAGGAAUACAUGGGCAAGCAGAAGCGCUUGGAGGAGAGAUUAGCCCAACUAGAGAGUGAAAACCUGUUGCUGCAACAACAGCUGGAUUAUGCGAAAAACAAAAUCAACAGCAAAGAGAAGAUGGUAAUGGAUAGCCAAGAACGGUUUCAGGAUAUCCUGAAGACCCUUCAAGACCAAAGGGAAAAGGAAAGCCUGAUGCUGGAGGAAAGCCUUAAGAAGUUAACCAAUGAGCUUCAUCUUCUCAAGGAGAGGCUGUCUCGGGCUGAAAAUGUGAAAACACAGAGAGCAGUAAGUAUCCAGAAAGAACUGGCUGAUACCCUAAAAAAGCUGUCCAGGUCAGAGGCUUCGCUGGAAGUCAAGUCAUGUUAUCAUGCUAAUUUAGAAGAUGAGGCAUAAGAUUUAAAAAAGAAAUUACAAAUCACAAGUCAAUUGCAAGAAGCACAAGAUCGAUAUAUGCAGGCCGUGAAAUGUACUGAGAAGAUGCAGGAUCAAAUGCAAAAGCUUGAAAAGGAAAAUGCCGAGUUACAAGUUACAAACAAAAUGCAAGCGGGCAAAAUUGAAGAGCUUCAGAAAAACCUGCCUGAGUCCAAGCUUGAAAAGGAAAAUGCCGAGUUAAAAGUUACAAACAAAAUGCAAGCGGGCAAAAUUGAAGAGCUUCAGAAAAACCUGCUGAGUCCAAGUUUGGUUGCGGAGAAACGCCACUUGCACCUGCGGAGCUGGAUGCAGUCCCUCCCAGGCCGCCCUGCCUGCGGGCCCCACGCACCGGCCACCAGCCACCGACUCCAUCGGGCUGCCCAGCAAGGCCAGCAUAGGCAGCAGGAGCAGAAGGAGCGCCGGCCGGCAGAUGGCCAAGACAUCUGGGAACCGACUGCACUGGAAAUCCCACGCAAGGCGCGCUAA
Phacochoerus africanus (Common warthog) is the source of this 2976-nucleotide messenger RNA. RefSeq names its product POTE ankyrin domain family member A (gene POTEA). The record is from RefSeq and is a predicted model, not a curated record. NCBI's taxonomy places the organism in Eukaryota, Metazoa, Chordata, Mammalia, Artiodactyla, Suidae. Gene Ontology annotation, molecular function: protein binding. The transcript is spliced from 18 exons.